UGGAUUUAUUAUUAGUACUUGAUUGCAUUCGCACGUGUAAACUGCAUUGUUCCUUUACUUGCAAUUAACAGUAUUACUCUUUUUGAGAUAUAUUUAAUAAAGCUCUUAUAUGGAAUGUUUUCGAAAAGGAAAAUAAAUGCCGACGACUGUUUAUAUACGGCUAAUAAUCAAAUAUUUGAUAAUGAUAGUGAAUAUAAUUAUAUAUUAUAUCCUAAAAGGAAACUUCUCAAACGAUCGAUUAUUGAAGAUAAUAACGAAGAUGAAGAAGAUAUUAGCCAUCAAUCGGAAGAAUGGAUUUGGAAAAUGACAAAUAAUUAUCCGAAGAUCUGGAAAUAUAGACAGAUUCGUGGAAUGAAAAAACAGUUAGAUAAAAAUUGUACAUUCUUAAUCGGUAAAGAAUACGGUCAGCCAGGCUACGGAGGGUACGGAGGUUAUCCCGUAUCUAUAUACGGACCAGGAUAUCGUGGUACGAAUUUAACACCAGGAUAUAGGGGAUAUCCAAUCGGUAAUCCUGGGGGUGUUAUUGGAGGUGGACAUACUGGAUAUGGAUAUUACGGGAACAGAUAUAAUCCUUAUUAUAAUUAUGGUGCUUUCGGUGGUUCCGGUGGUUACAGUGGAUACGGGAACAUUGGUGGAUAUGGUACCUUAGGAGUUGGAGGUUACGAUGAUCCUUAUCUUGGAUAUGGUGGUUAUAGUGGUUAUGGCCGUUACGAUGGUCAAGGACUCGAUGGAUAUGGAAAUUACGGUUCCGGUGGUUACGGUGGAACUUAUGGUUCUACGUAUGGGAUUAAAAACAAUUAUGAUCCUUAUGGUUACCGUAGUAGUAGUAGUAGUAGUAACAGUUAUGGUAAUUAUGCCGGCUAUCCCUCCGGAUAUAGGGGUUAUUCCUAAAAGUUUAUGAAUUUGAUAUAUAUGUAUAAUGCUAAUACAUAAAAUCAGUAGUCGUUUUUUUUUGUACGUACCUUGUAACAACAUAAUAAUAUUAAA
Vespa mandarinia (Asian giant hornet) is the source of this 987-nucleotide messenger RNA. RefSeq lists its product as uncharacterized. The record is from RefSeq and is a predicted model, not a curated record. Lineage: Eukaryota; Metazoa; Arthropoda; Insecta; Hymenoptera; Vespidae.